CACUGACGGGUUUCUAUCUGAAGCGGUAAGCCCCAUCACCGGUGUGGACUUGGAAAUCCACAGAGUACAGAACCGGUGAGUCGGAAUGGGACGAAUUGGUCAGGGGAUCGUCAGGUUUGCAAUUCUGAAACCAAGGCUUGAAUGCGGUGACAAAAAUCUUGGGUCCCUCCUGGCUGCGUCGAUCCAGUUAUGCAGCAGUGAUGCUUCGGAAUUGGGGCGCCUGCAGCAGCCUCAAAAUGUGGGGGAUUGUCGGAAGCUCUGUGUGGGCAAAUGGGAAAAGAUGCCAUCUUCCUUGUGGAGGCAGAUGGCUAUUUUUGCGCGGCGCAAGAGAUCUUUUGUUGCGCAGAGCGGGGGAGGAUUUAUUAGAAAUAAUCACGGUGUUGACCCAACUGAGUUACUGCGCCGAGCCAGCAAGCUUUUGUGUUCUCUAGGGCAGGGACGAUCACACCUCCUGCUUCUUGCGGCAGCCACAAAAUUAGCCACCGUCGACCAGCCCCAACAAGAGGAAGCAGACAGAAGAAGCUAUUCGCAAUCUCAUCGAGCAAGGUCCGAUGUUGUAGGUGGCCAUCACGUCAGUCUAGCACACUCAAAUGUGGAACAUCUCACGGAUCGCACGGCGAUCUCCUCAUUUUUUGCCUGGUGUAACCCUGAUCUGAUGAUCGGCUGAGUUGCCUGCCUCGCUGCCAAGACCAGUUGCCUGCCGGCAAGUGUUGGCCCAUGCGUGCCCCACCAAAAUUUCCAACACCGCGGGGCAGCUGUUUGAUGCAAUGAGCCUUCAGAUCACAAGCAUCAAGUUCACUUUCAUACUCUUACCUCUUACCACCAAAACCAGCCCUUCAAGCAGCGCACGUCGUCUAUUCUUGAAUCAUUUCAAAUUGCAGUACAACCCACUCUACACUUCUCAACAACCAACAUACCAAUUCACCAUGUCCGCCACACCCUUCGACGAAGAUGACGACCCCAUCAUGGCCGAGUACAACCUCUUCGUCAAGCCCCCCCUUCCCGAAAACCGCAAGCUCGUCCUCCUCCAGUUCUUCAACAAGACCGCCACCGACCCCUCCACCCUCCGCAUCCCCCACAUCAUCGGAAUGCGCCACAAGCCCGAGUCCGGUUUCUACGAGGUAGACCUCCCAAUGGACAUCAACACGGCCUACGACCGCAACAAAGGCGUAGAGAUGGGCACCGCCCUCACCAAGUCUCUCGAGGCGAAAAAGGGCGGCACGCACGGUUUGGCGGGUGGAUUCAGCUCCGUAGGUCCCGCCGCGACAGCAGCAAGCAGAGGUCGGCGGAUGGCCCCUGGUGAGGAGGAAUCGCCACGGAUGAACUUCGAGGAGGCCGCGAGGAAGAACAUGGUGCUCAAGACGCAGACGCUGAGCGGGCAUCGCAUUGCGAACGAAAACGUACCUCACAGUUAUGUUGGUGUCUUCAAGGGCAAUAACAUCCACCUAACCCCCUUCAGCGACACCGUCAACCUCCGCCCCUUCCAACCGCACCUUGAUGCCGUCACCGAGCAAGAACGCCUCAACCGUCCCAACCCAAACGCACCCCAAGACGCCGCCCCCGGCGCCCGCGCCCCAGGCCGCGCAAUCCAAAUGUCUCUCAAGUCAGCCAUGGACGGCGUGGCGACUGACACUAUGGCUGACCGGACGCACAAGGUCCAGCUGGAAAAGUGGCAGCACUUGGAUUACAUGCCCGACGACACGAACGGUGCCUGGCAGGCCUACAGGGAGAACCUCUUGUUGGUUCCAGAACAGGAUUUGGAAGGGGUCAACAAGGAGGGGACGAAGGAGGAUGCAAAGGGCAAGACGAAGGAGGUGGCCGAUGAGAGGGAUAAGAUCUGUGCCAUGCCCGAUCUUGUCGACAAGGUUGCGCAUUUGAGGACAGACUGGGAUGAGGAGAAGUAUAUCAAGAUUAUAACGGAAAAGUGGUAGUUUUUGGCAUUUGGGCAAGGUGUCUUGGUGGUUGUCGUAAAGGUGGAGUUUAAUGGCGUUUUUUGUGUUUUGGGGGCUACUUCAUAGAAAGGGAAGGUUUUACUAGUAUAAAGUAUAAUCGAUACCCUCCCCGUCUUUCAAUCGAACAUAAGAGACUAAGG
This is a messenger RNA of Podospora pseudopauciseta, 2092 nucleotides long. RefSeq lists its product as uncharacterized. Gene Ontology annotation, cellular component: RNA polymerase III complex; nucleus. Lineage: Eukaryota; Fungi; Ascomycota; Sordariomycetes; Sordariales; Podosporaceae. Gene Ontology annotation, biological process: tRNA transcription by RNA polymerase III. The record is from RefSeq and is a predicted model, not a curated record. The coding region runs from base 768 to 1931 and encodes 387 amino acids. The transcript is spliced from 2 exons.